Molecule: messenger RNA, 720 nt
Organism: Funneliformis geosporum
Lineage: Eukaryota; Fungi; Glomeromycota; Glomeromycetes; Glomerales; Glomeraceae
Source: the annotation of a GenBank genome assembly
AUGACUGAGAAUGCAGAGGUCAAAGCUGAGAAUGCAAAGUUAAGGUGCGCUUUGGAAGAAAAUGAAGCUAGGUUCACGAGACUAGAAAAUCAUGAUGAAAAUGAAAGUAACACAAAAACUGUGAACAUUGUUUACGAUCAAGAAAAGAUUUCAUUGGAAGACUCUGUGCAAAAAAUGCCUGAAAGACUUAAUGAGAAUGUUUCCCAGAGAGAAUCAGAUUCAGGCUUAGUAACUGAAAUUAUACGAGACUUAUUACAAGGAUUUCUGGUGGAUGAUUUUCAGAGGGAAUUUAUUAAUACUGAAUUUAUUGAUAGAGAGCAUUCUAAUUCUUUACCUGUCACAGAAGAGCUUGUCCGUUUAUUUCAUCAAGCGAAUAAGGUCAUGAAGCUCAAAUCUGAGGAUAAAAAUCUUAAGGAUAAGACAGCAAAGUCACAGAUUUAUACUGAAAUGAAACCAUAUCUUACAAGCGUUUCUGAUGAAUAUUUGUGCAAGAUAACAAGCAAAGCAAGAAAAAUCAAUAAGCUAUUUGGAUAUGAUUAUUAUCCUAUAACUCUGAAAAAGAUUAAAGUGAACUUAACUGUCACCAAUAAAACCGUGAACAAUGUUUACGAUCAGAGUCAUGUGACUUCGGAAAUGAUCACUAGUGACACAACUGCUCCGAGCAUGGGUCGUAUAACUAGCGAAAAAAUCGUAAAUGCAUCUCAAACCAUACCAGCUGAA